Molecule: messenger RNA, 1593 nt
Organism: Rotaria socialis
Lineage: Eukaryota; Metazoa; Rotifera; Eurotatoria; Philodinida; Philodinidae
Source: the annotation of a GenBank genome assembly
AUGUCAUUGGUUUUCGUUGAAGCAAUACCAUAUGAUUCAAUAUCGUCAUUACUACGAAAAGUUGCUUAUGGCCUGGCUACAACUUGUGUAUUGGGUACUGCUGUUUAUAUUGGAUAUAGUGUAGCUUCACCCGAUAAUCACUCUUCGAAACGAUAUCGAAAUCCAGAACUUAAUGAUGAAAUUGAAAAAGUAGUUUCUUCAUUGAAAUUAAACUAUGAACAAUUAAAACACAUUAUGCAUUGCUUAGAAGAAGAAAUGAAUGCGGGUCUUUCAUCUGAAACACAUAAACAAGCAACUGUUAAAAUGUUUCCAUCAUUUGUGCGACACAUUCCAGAUGGUACAGAACGAGGUCAAGUACUUGCACUUGAUUUGGGUGGAACAAAUUUUCGUGUUCUUUCAAUUAAAUUACGCAGAAAUUCUCAUAUUGAAUUAACAUCGAAAAUCUUUCUCGUGCCACAAUCUGUUAUGAUUGGAGAUGGAAAACGUUUAUUUCGGCAUCUAGCAGAAUGUUUAGCAGAAUUUAUGGAAAAAGAACAUUUAUCACAGUCAGGAAUCUGUUAUCCCUUAGGUUUUACAUUCUCAUUUCCUUGCAAACAGGAAAGUCUUGCAUCAGCUCGACUAACAACAUGGACAAAAGGUUUUAGUUGCGCCGGUGUUAUUAACGAAGAUGUUGUUAAGCUUUUGCAAGAUGCUAUUGAUGAAAAAGGUAUUAAUGUAAAAUGUGCAGCUCUCGUAAACGAUACAAUUGGGACAUUAAUGGCAUGUGCAUAUAAAGAACCAGCGACAUCUAUCGGUCUUAUAUUAGGUACCGGAACAAAUGCAUGUUAUAUUGAAGAUUUAGAUAAAGUUGGCACUUGGAAUGGGGAUCAUGAUGAACCCAAACAAGUUAUUAUUAAUAUGGAAUGGGGUGCAUUUGGUGAUAACGGUUGUUUAAAUCAUAUACGAACAAAAUAUGACGAAGAAGUCGAUCUUUCAUCAAUUAAUCCUGGACAACAAACUUUUGAAAAAAUGAUUUCAGGAAUGUAUAUGGGUGAAAUAGUAAGACUUAUUAUUCUUGAUUUACUUCAACGAGAAUUACUUUUUCUUGGCCAUCGUGAUACAUAUGGCGAUUAUAAGACUCCAAUCUAUAAUCGUGGUGGAUUUUAUACAAAAUUUGUUUCAACAGUCGAAACUGAUGAAGGAAUUAAAUUUUCCAAUACACGUCGAGUACUUGAAGAUAUUGGUAUUCGAAAUCCAACAUUUGACGAUUGUGUUAUUGUUCAACAUAUUUGCCGGCAAGUAUCAAAACGAGCGGCACGUUUAGCUGGCGCCGGUUUGGCUGUAUUGAUCAAUCGCAUGGGAAAACCGACUGUUACUAUAGGUGUUGAUGGGUCACUCUAUCGAUAUCAUCCAAGAUUUAAACGAAAUAUGGAACGAUCUAUGGAAGGUUUAGUUAAUAAAGAUCUUAAAUUCAAAUUUGCUUUGUCCGAUGAUGGUAGUGGCAAAGGUGCAGCUUUGGUUGCUUGUGUUGCUGCUCACAAUGCUCCAGAAGUGUUGACUAAGCACACUCGAGAAAUAAUUAAUGAUAAAACAAGUGAAGAAAAUUCUGAUUGA